AUGAAUUCGGAAGCAGAACUAGCAGAGCUGAAGUGGUCCGCUCAAUACCAACUCGCGCACGUAUCUCGAAGCACGCUACCGGGCGACAAACUUCUCCUUCCACCGUCAGCGUUGGAGCAGCUUCUCGCUGCGGCGCCCGUUGUUCACGUCGACGGAAAUCGACCUCACAUCACCGCCUUCGAUCCCUUCAACCCGUACACGUUCAACGCCGAACGCCACGCAAGACAACAGACGCAGGACCGCUUCCAGCAGCUACCCCACCCACUUACCUUUCGACUCGUGAACCCGGAAAACGGCAGGGUUGUACAUGCAGGGAUACGCGAGUUCUCUGCAGAAGAGGGCGAGAUCGUAUUGAGCAGUUUCCUGAAGGAGGCGUUGGGAAUCCAGACACAAUCUGCAGAGCCGUCGAGAGAUGCUAGUCCAGAUGGGCAGGAGGAAGUCGAUGCGGCCAUGUCGAACGGAGCAGCACCACUCGAAAACAACGGUGCUGCAUCCACAAAGAUUACAGUGCAUGCCAAACAGCUGCCGAAGGGCACCUUUGUAAAGCUACGGCCGCUCGAAGCUGGUUAUGACCCAGAAGACUGGAAAUCGCUACUUGAGGAGCAUCUUAGAUCCAACUUUACAACAUUGACGAAUGGCGAGGUCUUGGUUGUAGACGGUGGCCGAGGCGUUGGUGGCAAGCGCGAGGAGUUUCGUUUCCUUGUAGAUGGCUUCAAGCCUGAAGGAGAUGGGAUUUGCGUGGUAGACACGGACCUGGAGGUGGACAUCGAGGCUUUGAAUGAAGAACAAGCACGCGAAACAAUGAAGAGGAUAGCUGCGAAGAUGCACCGUGCACCCGGAACGUCGCAAGGUAGUUCUACCGGCGGGCUGGUUGACAUAUUCAAUGCGCAAACCGGACAAGUACUUGACGGAGAAUAUGUUGAUUUCGAGCUGUCGUCAUGGGAUAGAUCUCGAGGCUUGGAAAUUCUCUUAGAUGAAGUGGACGAUGAGGAUGAGGUUGAUCUAUUUGUCAGUCCAUAUUCAUCACGACAAAGAGCUCGUCCACGGGAAGACGAGCAUGUCUUUGCAGACGUAACAAGUCAGUACCCGAAACGCAUACGCCUGCGGCCUACAAAUGUCGAACUCGACGAUGCAGAAGCUGUGUGGAUUUCAGUCCAUGCAUACCCAUCCGAAUCACCCUCAAACACACCCAAACCCUUCCACUUGAAGGUGUCGGUUUACGAUCCCAAUACAGAAGCAGAAGAUAAAAUGGAAGAUGUUCUGGAGUCCAAUGGAGCGAUGGGACCGGACGAAGUAAUUUGUCAAAACUGCAAACAACGAGUGCCCAAAGGCUCACUCUUUUUGCAUGAGAACUUUUGUUUGCGAAACAACAUUCUCUGCCCACAAGGUUGCGGACAAGUCUUUCAGAAGCGUUCGCCUGCCUACCAAACCCACUGGCAUUGUCCCCAUGAUACCUUCACUGGUAACACUCCAUUAAGCCGACAGAAACAUGAUGCUCUCUACCAUACGCCACAGCUUUGCUCGACUUGCGAUAUGGACUUCCCGUCGAUACCCAUGCUCUCACAUCACAAGACUACAGUAUGUCCUGGCAAACUGAUUCUUUGCCGCUUCUGUCAUCUACAGGUUCCACAGGAAGGUGAUCCGAAUGAUCAGUCCCCAGAACUCCUCCUUUCCGGCCUUACACCACAUGAACUAGCAGACGGCGGCCGAACAACAGAAUGUCACCUCUGCAACAAGAUCGUUCGCUUUAGAGAUAUGGACACACAUCUCCGACAUCAUGAUCUGGAACGCCUGUCCCGCCCUCUACCGCGCAUGUGUCGGAACGUUAAUUGCGGCCGUACUCAAGAUGGUGCAAACAAGGCAGGCGAUACACGGGCUGGAACGCGCAAAGGCCAAGGCCCAGGCAACGAGAUCGGCCUGUGCAGUGUCUGUUUCGGGCCUCUCUACGUCUCUCUGCACGACCCAGAAGGCAAAGCACUCCGCCGCCGUAUCGAGCGCCGCUACCUCUCUCAGCUACUUACUGGCUGUGGGAAGGCUUGGUGCAAGAACGAAUAUUGUCGCACCGGCCGUAAGAACUUGGGACAGGAAGACAAGUCUGUACCCACUAAAGACGCUAUCCCACUGGUGAAGCCAUUCUUGCAGGGCAUGGAUGGGAAGGGCUAUGAUACUCCGCUGCACUUCUGCGUCGACGAGAGGACGCAGAAGUCUAGAACGCUAGCUGAGAUGAUUGCUGCAGAAAAGGGCAUUGAGGGCAAAGGUGGAUACGGUCUAGAGUGGUGUAUUGCUGCAAUGGAAGCUGAGGGUGGAGAUCUAGAUAAGGCGAGGAGCUGGCUCAAGGGGUGGGCACCUCAGAGAACGGAGGCCAGCUAG
Alternaria burnsii is the source of this 2370-nucleotide messenger RNA. RefSeq names its product ubiquitin fusion degradation protein. Bases 1 to 2370 code for a protein of 789 amino acids. Gene Ontology annotation, molecular function: polyubiquitin modification-dependent protein binding. The record is from RefSeq and is a predicted model, not a curated record. NCBI's taxonomy places the organism in Eukaryota, Fungi, Ascomycota, Dothideomycetes, Pleosporales, Pleosporaceae. Gene Ontology annotation, cellular component: VCP-NPL4-UFD1 AAA ATPase complex. The transcript has a single exon.